GUCUCAGCUGGUGUGGUUUGUUCUCCCCCCAGAACUACCCCCUGUACAUCCGCAGUGUUCCCACCGAGAAUGAGCUCAAGUUCCACUACACUGUGCACACUUCCCUGGAUGUGGUGGACGAGAAGAUCUCAGCCAUGGGCAAAGCCCUUGUGGACCAGAGGGAGCUGUACCUGGGGCUCCUCUAUCCCACUGAAGACUACAAGGUCUAUGGCUACGUGACCAACUCGAAGGUGAAGUUUGUCAUGGUGGUGGAUUCGUCCAACACAGCCCUUCGGGACAACGAGAUCCGCAGUAUGUUCAGAAAGCUUCACAACUCCUACACAGACAUCAUGUGUAACCCCUUCUACAACCCUGGUGACCGUAUCAACUCCAGGGCCUUUGAUAACAUGGUGAACUCCAUGAUGAUGCAGGUGUGCUGAACCCUCCUCAUCCCACUGUUGGGAGCAUCCUCUGUGUACAGGGCAGUGCCUGCAGUGAUGUACAUAUUGUCUUCAGUCUGUGUCCUAUGUUAAAUGUAUUCUCUGUAAAAUAAACUUAAUGCCUGCAA
This is a messenger RNA of Acanthisitta chloris (rifleman), 547 nucleotides long. RefSeq names its product trafficking protein particle complex 2-like (gene TRAPPC2L). Gene Ontology annotation, biological process: endoplasmic reticulum to Golgi vesicle-mediated transport. The transcript has 4 exons. Lineage: Eukaryota; Metazoa; Chordata; Aves; Passeriformes; Acanthisittidae. The record is from RefSeq and is a predicted model, not a curated record. The annotation marks the transcript as partial. Gene Ontology annotation, cellular component: cytoplasm; TRAPP complex; nucleus.